AGUCGGUUCAGGGGGUGCGAAGCGGGGUCGGGCGUUUCGGUGACCGGUUUGGCCGCGUUGAAGCGAGCUCGGCUGGGCUCGGCUGGGCUCAGCUCGGUUGAAUUCGACUGGGCUCGGCCCGGUUCGUGUGACCUCGGCUCAGGGGGUGCGAAGCGGGAUCGGUCGUUUCGGUGACCUGUUCGACCGCGUUCGGAUAAGGUUGGCCGGGCUCGGCUCGGUUCGGGUGAGCUCGGCUGGGUUCGGCUCGGCACGGUGAUGGCGAGGCGGGCGGCAGGAGGCACCGGGCCCCCCGGGGACGAUUUCUCCUUCGUGAGCCCGGCGGUGAAGUACGUGCUGUUCUUCUUCAACAUGCUCUUCUGGAUGAUCUCCAUGGUGAUGGUGGCGGUGGGGGUCUAUGCCCGGCUGCUGAAGCAUGCAGAGGCGGCGAUGGCGUGCCUGGCGGUGGACCCUGCCAUCCUGCUCAUUGUGGUGGGCAUCCUCACCUUCCUCAUCACCUUUUGUGGCUGCGUCGGCUCCCUGAGGGAGAACAUCUGCCUGCUGCAAGCGUUCUCCAUCUGCCUGACCAUCGUCUUCCUCCUGCAGCUGGCAGCUGGUGUGUUGGGCUUCGUCUUCUCUGAUAAGGCACGGGGCAAGGUCAGCGAGAUCAUCAACGGUGCCAUCGUGCAUUACCGGGAUGACCUGGACCUGCAGAACCUCAUCGACUUUGGGCAGAAGGAGUUCAGCUGCUGCGGGGGUGUCUCCUACAAGGACUGGUCCCAGAACAUGUACUUCAACUGCACUGUGACCAACCCCAGCCGGGAGCGCUGCUCAGUGCCCUUCUCCUGCUGCCUGCAGGACACCAAUGAGGUUGUCAUCAACACCAUGUGUGGGCAGGGGAUGCAGACCAUGAGCUACCUGGAGGCCAGUGCCUUCAUCUACACCAACGGCUGCAUUGACAAACUGGUCAACUGGAUCCACAGCAACCUCUUCCUGCUGGGAGGCAUCGCUCUGGGGCUGGCCGUCCCCCAGCUGGUGGGCAUCCUGCUGGCUCAGAUCCUCAUCAACCAGAUCAGGGACCAGAUCAAGCUCCAGCUUUACAACCAGCAGCACCGGGCAGACCCCUGGUACUGAGCCCUGGGCACACUGUGCUGGAGCCAGUGGCCAUCCCUGUGCCAAGGGAUUUUCCAAACCUGGAUCCAUAGAAGAGCUGAUGAUGGAGCUUUACCAGAGGAGUUUGUAGGGGUCUGUGAACAUGUGGAUCCAUGUGUGGUGGCCACUGUGUCACAGAGUGACGUGACAGGACACUGGAACUCUGUGUGCCAGGUUUGCUGGGACAUGCCAUGCUGCUGUGCCCUGUCUGGUGACUGAACCAGCCCUGGUGAACUGCUGUCUGCCCAUUCUGUCCUGGGUGGCUGCCAGCAGGUCACACACAAAGCAGGUUUGCACUUCCUUUCUCUCAUGCUGGAGAUGAGUGUCUGUCUGUCUGUCCAUGCACCGAGCUGCCUUCUGCUGGGCCAAGGCUGGCUCCAGAACUGGGUGCCACAAACCCUUCUGGCUUCAUCUCAGUGCCCCCAGUAUUUCGCUUGAUGGCUGUGAGCAGGAGUGAGUCCGUUGUGCAAGAAGAGGACGUCCUGCUCUCAGAUGACUCAUGGGGGCUCUGCUAGAUGAAGGUGGAGAUCCCAGUUUGGCCCUGGCAGGCUCAAACGGGUCCACAGGCUGCUGAGCCCCAUGCAUUGCUUUUAUCAAGAAUAAAGAGAGAUGAGGCUGGA
This is a messenger RNA of Pogoniulus pusillus (Red-fronted tinkerbird), 1748 nucleotides long. It is a transcript of the gene TSPAN33, whose product is annotated as tetraspanin 33. The transcript has 8 exons. NCBI's taxonomy places the organism in Eukaryota, Metazoa, Chordata, Aves, Piciformes, Lybiidae. The coding region runs from base 256 to 1110 and encodes 284 amino acids. The record is from RefSeq and is a predicted model, not a curated record. Gene Ontology annotation, cellular component: plasma membrane.